AUGAAGUCGCUCCUUCUGUGUCUGCGUCUCGCUCUCGUCAUUCUGUUGGCUGUGAAUUCAGCCACGGCCAGCAUGAUGCAUAGACAUAUGCUGCCACCGGAUGACAUCAGGCCAAAAAAACAACUGUCCAAGGAGAACAUGAUGAAUGAUGGUUUUGAUGGUUUUGACAUCGCUGACAUAGACAUAAUGGAGAGAUUACCAGGGAAGAGAACAGAGGAGGAUAGCAGAAACAGGGUGAAGAGGCGUGCCCAUGGUAACGAGAUGAACCACAUCGUGGGCAAAUCACUGCACGAUGCGACUGACGACUACGGUAAUUCUUCUGACGUAGAGGAUGAAGAAGCAGCAUAUGCUAAUACUGACGAUGACGAUGAAGUAGAAGAGGAGGAGUGA
Molecule: messenger RNA, 390 nt
Organism: Mesocestoides corti
Lineage: Eukaryota; Metazoa; Platyhelminthes; Cestoda; Cyclophyllidea; Mesocestoididae
Source: the annotation of a GenBank genome assembly